Messenger RNA from Panonychus citri (citrus red mite), 540 nucleotides. RefSeq names its product osteocalcin 2-like. Bases 1 to 540 code for a protein of 179 amino acids. NCBI's taxonomy places the organism in Eukaryota, Metazoa, Arthropoda, Arachnida, Trombidiformes, Tetranychidae. The transcript has 3 exons. The record is from RefSeq and is a predicted model, not a curated record.
AUGAAUCAACAAUGGACCAAUGGGUUUGGUCAACAAUUAACUGGACUCAAUCCAAUUGUUUCAUCAAUCGAAAAUCGGGGAAACAACAAUUUGCUAACUAACCCUUUCGGUAUUCUGGUCAACCGACCUGCCGAUUCAUCGUCGACAUCAGAGGUGGAAGUAAAUGUGCCAGUGUCUUUUCCGAAUCAAGGAUUAUCCUCAUCAUCAAUCGUCGAAGCGAUUGAACAACAAUUUGCACCAUGGAAAGAAUCGACCUCUUCUUCGGCCUCAUCAUCAGCUCGAGGUUCGAGUGUUGACCUACAAGAGGUCGCAGCUUUUGAAUUGAAUAAAAUGCUACAAAAAGCACAAUCAGCUCAAUGGAAUUUACCGAAAAUUCAGCAACAAGCAACUUUCUAUUCUUCUUCGUCCUCUUCUUCCGCAACAUCUUCUUCCUCCGAAUCACAAGUUAAACUAUUCUCACCAGAAUCUUUAUCCAUGAAAGAAUCUUCCAGUUCUGAAUCUUCUUCUUCUGAAGCAUCUGCAGAACCAGAGCUCAAGUGA